GUGAGCGGGAGGCGGGGCCGGGGGAGCUGCUAGCUCCCCCUGGCCCCAGGCCCAGCAGCUCGAGGGGGAGGAGUUACCGCCGCUCUUCCGCAUCAGAAAUCACCAUGAUGGCCGUGACCUAAAACCCUCAGGAAUUCCCGGGGUCAUGGCCCAGAAGCACCCCGGAGAAAGAGGGUUGUGUGGAGCCCACCACGGUGGGGGUGCCUCUCUCAGGACUUUAGGACCCUCUGUGGACCCCGAAAUACUUUCAUUCUCAGGACUCAGGGACUCAGCGAGGCCUGCUCCUAAUGGUACCCGCUGCUUCACAGAACACUCUAGUCCUAAGUACACACAGCCCCCAAGCCCAGCUCACUGGUCGGAUCCAAGCCAUGGCCCCCCGAGGGGUCCAGGACCCCCUAAGGAGGGAGAGAACCCUGAUCAGAGUGAGGCGUUCUCAGAAGAAUCAGGAGUGGAGCAGGAACUCCCAGGAGAGAAUGGGGCUGGGCACCAGGAGGAUGGGAAGCCUUUUAUUUCCACUCCGUCUGCCUGCGACUGCCAGGGGACCGCUGGCAUCUCUGAAGGACCUUACUCUGAGGGAAGAGAGAGCUCUUCUAGCAACCUUUGCCACCAUUGUACCUCUCCAGCCCUGGGGGAAGAUGAAGAGCUGGAGGAGGAAUACGAUGAGGAGGAACCUCUUAAAUUCCCCAGUGAUUUUUCACGCAUGCCCAGUGGGAAAAAACUACCACCCCGGAGGCAGAGGCACCGCUUUGCAGCCAAGGAGGAUGCUCGGGAGGGCGGCCGCAGAGAUCCCAGGUCCCCUGGUCGCCACCGGCUGGGCCGGAAACGCGGUCAGGCAGAUAAACGCAGAGGCCCGGGAUUGUGGGGAGCCGAAGAACUGUGUCAGCUUGGACAGUCAGGCUUCUGGUGGCUGAUUGAACUGCUGGUAUUGGUGGGAGAGUAUGUGGAAACUUGUGGCCAUCUCAUCUAUGCAUGCAGGCAGCUGAAGGGCAGUGAUCUGGACCUCUUUCGAGUCUGGAUGGGAGUCUGGGCAGGGCGACUUGGGAGCUGGGCCCAGGUGGUAUUCCAGAUUUUGAGCCAGGGAUUUUGCUGUGGGGCAGGGCUUUUCACUCGUUUUCUUAGGCUCUUGGGUGCUUUGCUGCUUCUGGCUCUGGCCCUCUUGUUGGGCUGUUUACAGUUGGCCUGGAGGUUUCUCGUGGGACUGGGAGACCGGUUAGGCUGGAGGAGUAAGGCCACUUGGCUCUUCUCUUGGCUGGAUUCUCCCACCUUGCAGCGUUGUCUGGUUCUGCUGAGAGAUAGCAGGCCAUGGCAGCAGCUAGUAAGAAUAGUCCAGUGGGGUUGGCUGGAGUUGCCUGGGGUCAAGCAGAGGACUGUUCGGCAAGAGAAUGCACCUGUAGCUGGUGGUCGCUACUGUCAGCCUGAGGAGGAAGUGGCUCGACUCUUGACCAUGGCUGGGGUGCCUGAGGAUGAGUUAAACCCUUUCCAGGUGUUGGGGGUUGAUUCUACAGCAUCCGAUGUUGAGCUGAAGAAGGCCUAUAGGCAGCUGGCCGUGAUGGUUCAUCCUGACAAAAACCAUCACCCCCGGGCUGAGGAGGCCUUCAAGGUUUUGCGGGCCGCUUGGGACAUUGUCAGUAACCCUGAAAGGCGGAAGGAAUAUGAGAUGAAACGAAUGGCAGAGAAUGAACUGAGCCGGUCUGUGAAUGAGUUUCUGUCCAAGUUGCAGGAUGACCUCAAAGAAGCAAUGAAUACCAUGAUGUGCAGCCGGUGCCAGGGGAAGCACAGGAGGUUUGAAAUGGACCGGGAACCUAAAAGUGCCAGAUACUGUGCUGAGUGCAAUAGGCUGCAUCCUGCAGAGGAAGGAGACUUUUGGGCAGAGUCAAGCAUGUUGGGCCUCAAGAUCACCUACUUUGCACUGAUGGAUGGAAAGGUGUAUGACAUCACAGAGUGGGCUGGAUGCCAACGUGUGGGAAUCUCCCCAGAUACCCACAGAGUCCCCUAUCACAUCUCCUUUGGUUCUCGGAUCCCAGGCGCCAGUAGGCGGCAGAGAGCCACCCCAGAUGCCCCUCCUGCUGACCUUCAGGAUUUUUUGAGCAGAAUCUUUCAAGUACCCCCAGGCCAGAUGUCCAAUGGGAACUUCUUUGCAGCUCCUCAGCCUGGCCCUGGGGCCACUGCAGCCUCCAAGCCCAACAGUACAGUUCCCAAGGGAGAAGCCAAACCGAAGAGGCGGAAGAAAGUGAGGAGGCCCUUCCAACGUUGAUAACCCUUCUCUUCUUUCCUCAAAUCACUGUCAGGGAGUCAAAAGGGCUGUGUACAGCACAGGAUGGAGUUUGACUUGUUUAUUUUUAAAUAUUUAAAAAAGGGAAACUUAUAAACGCAAAUUAUUCAUUCAGUACUUACAGGAAGUCUGGAAACCACUCCCCUCUCCACUGCUACCCAGUAACUGAAUCUUGUCUUCUGAUAAUACCAAAGACGUAGGCUAUGGCUAGAGCAAAGGAGCUAGGGCCUGGACCUGGGCUGGACAGUGUCUCCCAGUGUGUGGGAGCUGUAUUUUCCCCUGGGGUCUAUAUGCCUCUGUCUUGUCUUUUGCUUCUAGAGAAGAUGACACUCCCGCCCCGCCCCCCCUAUAAAUUACAAGUCUAUCUUAUUUCUUGAUCCAUUCCAGGAGGGUACCUCUUCCUUUACCCCGGUAUACUAGUCGAGAGAAGAAAGCAUGUAGCCCUAAUGAUUGGAGAUAUAUAGAGUUCAGAGAGUGGGGACUCUGAGUUUUUCCUCUGACUUUCACUUUGUGGGUAAUCACCCAACUUAUGCUUGUUGCUGCAGGGAUGGCCAAACUAAUAAUUUUUAAAAAGCCCUCUGCCCUUGGGUGAGGGGGAAGAUAAAGGGGUUCCAGGCAGCCCCCUUAUGAUCCAAGGGUUUGUAUUUUUUUAAGUUUGUUCAUAUUUGUAUGUACAUAUCUAUUUAACGCCAGGGGAUUAUCUUUCUAUAAAUACACAGCUGGCAAUCUGUACCUUCCCUCUCUUCUUUGCCCAUAUAGCUUAAGCCCUUUGUCUUAGUUGAGAAUCCUUCCCCUCCAAGUGUAGACUGCAAGUGAAGGGCACCCCUACUGACUGAGGGAGAGGGAGGGGUAAGACAU
Condylura cristata (star-nosed mole) is the source of this 3130-nucleotide messenger RNA. RefSeq names its product DnaJ (Hsp40) homolog, subfamily C, member 14 (gene DNAJC14). The transcript has 7 exons. The record is from RefSeq and is a predicted model, not a curated record. Gene Ontology annotation, molecular function: dopamine receptor binding. Lineage: Eukaryota; Metazoa; Chordata; Mammalia; Eulipotyphla; Talpidae. The coding region runs from base 146 to 2254 and encodes 702 amino acids.